Molecule: messenger RNA, 1083 nt
Organism: Kwoniella botswanensis
Lineage: Eukaryota; Fungi; Basidiomycota; Tremellomycetes; Tremellales; Cryptococcaceae
Exons: 1
Coding region: 1-1083 (360 amino acids)
Source: RefSeq, a predicted model, not a curated record
AUGAUCAAUUCCAUACGACAUUUACAUUUCGCAUACGAUUACAUCUCAGUCCCACAAAACCAAGAUGGCGAAUGGAUGACUGUCACCAAUUCCAUGAAUCACUGGGAGAACAUACCGAAUCUAUCCCAAUUCAUUGAAGGCUGCAAUGAAUCUAUCAAACAAAUGGAACGGUUUCAUCUGUCCAAUGAACAUCAUCACUCCUUGAAGUUGGAAUUAUUCAAGAAGCUCAAGACUGUUACUUUCGGAUACAAAGAGAAAUUGUUCUUCUUAGAACAUCAACCGUAUCACCACUACCGUCAGGUUGAAAGACAGCGUCAGGUCCUACCACUCAUGCGUGAUGCUAAAAUCCACAGCAAGAAAGACUUGGAGCUGAUAUCGCGGACUUGGUCGAAGCUUAUCAAUAAGCUUAUCAGACCUUUACAUGUCUGCAGAGAAGUUUCCAAUGGACCUCUGGGAUUCGGAUUCUCCUCUUAUCAAUGCCCAAAUUCUUCGACUGGCUAUGGGUCAAUUCCACACACUUACACUUUACAUUAUUCCUCAAGACAUCGAAGAAGUGCUCAAAUGCCCAACUAUAUCCACGGUACUCUGAACAGAUUGAUAUUAGAAGAUAGCGUAUUAGAAGAUUUUCCAGGAGACGAUGAUGAAGAUGAAGAGGACGAUGAUGAACGAUUCAGAGCGGUUAGGGUAUUCAAUUGGAUUUGCGACAUUACUCUCAGCCAACUCACUCGCAAACGAGAUAUUGACUCGACAGCUUCUUCUGAGAGUCUUUAUGGAAAGACAAGUGUACCGGGAACCACCAAGAUCCGGAUUUAUUCCACCAUGGACUGGAAAGUGAUCAAUGAAGGAAUAAACCUACUGUUGCUAGAUCCGAUAUAUGGUCUAUUUGUUAAUAUCGAUCGAUCAAUCACGAUGCGGCAGCCUAAUGAUCUUGAGGUCGGUAUGGCUAACAAACCAGUAUUCCAGCUGCAAUCUCCAAAACUUGUAGAGAAAGGUGUGACAAUCGAAUUGAUGAGGAUGAAAGAUGCUGGUACUUGUCCGGCAUGUGGCGCAUAUGGCGAGUUUGGAAGAUGUCCCACUAUAUGA